Messenger RNA from Trichoderma aggressivum f. europaeum, 2316 nucleotides. RefSeq lists its product as uncharacterized. Gene Ontology annotation, molecular function: protein binding. The coding region runs from base 1 to 2316 and encodes 771 amino acids. Lineage: Eukaryota; Fungi; Ascomycota; Sordariomycetes; Hypocreales; Hypocreaceae. Gene Ontology annotation, cellular component: nucleus. The transcript has 7 exons. The record is from RefSeq and is a predicted model, not a curated record.
AUGGCCCCAACAGAGCGACUUUGGGAUGAAGCUUAUGAUGCCAUUAAGCAUGAAGAUGCCAAACUCGUCGAGGGAUAUGAGAGAGUUCUGUCUCAAUAUCUACAGGGUCACGGCUUCACCACAGAUUCGGAUAAGUCACCUCCAAAUGCCAUUAUUGCGGAGAGUCCAAAUGCGCGACGGCAGCAAAUGAACAAGCUUAUCCGCGUGGGCCUUGAUUCAACGGCUCGGGAGGCCAAAGUGAAAGACGGCCUUGGGACUGCGAUGGGAAUUGUCCUUUCUUUCAAAGACAUGGUCAGUACGACAAUAGCAGCCGUUCCACAGGCCUCAAUUGCCUGGUCUGGUAUAUGCGUUGCCCUGGGAGUACUCGAAAGCGCCGUCAAAGAGACCGCCUCAAAUCGCGAUGGGAUCGAAUGCGUCAUUACUCGCAUCAGAUGGUAUGGAAAUGUUUCCAGUAUUCUUAUUGACGAAAGCACUCUUAACGGUGCGGCCCUGUCUGGAAUGAAGAGCGAGCUUGAGAAACGGCUGGUGGAGCUCUACAAAGCUCUACUUCUGUAUCAAAUGAAGAGUGUUUGUUCCUACCACAGAAAUCGUGGUUACGGUUUCUUGCGGGAUUUGGUAAAGCUUGAUAAUUGGGCAGUCAGUAUCCAAAGUAUACAGAAAGCCGAGAACAGUUUGCGCCAGGAUACUGAGAUAUAUGGAAGCCAACAAUCCCGAUCACACCUCCAACUCAUUGCGAGCCAUGCCAAAACGCAAGAAUUGGAGAUCAAAAAUAUUGCAAGAGCUCUAGAGGAGCAACAACUCCGUCGGGAAAUCUCCGCAGAGGAUCAAAAUUGUUUGAAGGAAUUGUGGCCGCACGAUCCUGAUGUUGAAAAGAAACGCAUUGAAGAUACAAAGGGGGGCUUGUUACAAGACUCUUUUAACUGGAUAUUGGAGAACGACGGCCUUUACAAGCUGGAGGGUUUAGGGCCGCAAGCGCAGCUAAGUCUAGAGCUGAACGCCGACUCUGUGGCCGGUGCUGUCCAGAUAUACAUCAAGCAAAAGGUCUUACAGUUAAGCGAAAGCAAAGGAUAUAAAAAGGACAGGGAAGAAGCUGUUCGAAAAUACCUCCUGGAGAACGCCGAUGGCACAUUUCUCUGGGUAGCCCUCGUUUGCCAAACUUUGCAGAGGGUCUCGGCAUGGAAUGCCCUAACCAAGUCUAAUGAAGCCAAGAUAUGCAAACGCAUUCUUGCUGUUGUCACUGUUGAUCGCCAACCUCUUACACUUCAAGAGUUGAUAGCACUUGCUGAAACCCCAGGAGAGUUAGAUGAAAAGAUACCAGCCAUUUGCGACCUCAUAGCGCAAUGCGGUUCAUUCCUCACUAUUCGAGAUGAGGUUGUCUAUUUUGUGCACCAGUCAGCAAAAGAUUUCUUAUCCGGCACGAACACGAAGCAGACAUUUUUCUUGAAGAUUGAUGCAGCCAAUGACUAUAUGGCUCCUGAUCCAGAUCCUCUGAUCGCCAUUGGAUACCCUUGCGUUUUCUGGAUUGAUCAUUUCGUGGAUUCAAUUACGAGCAAGGCCAAACUAGAAACAGCAGAAGGUAUCUGGGAAUCACUGGUCGAUGAUGCCAAAGCAUUCAUUGAGAGGAAAUAUCUAUUCUUGCUUGAGGCUCUCAGCCUACUAAGAAGAAUACCGGAAGGUGUAAUAGCAAUGAGAAAGUUGCAGGAAUUCUUUAAGAAGGGGAUGAAGUAUGAUUCAACUGGCCUCAUUCGAUAUGCCUAUCGAUUCAUAUUGGCAGCCAAACAGACCAUUGAGAGCCUUGCCCUCCAAAUCCAUCCAUCGGCCCUUCUUAUAUGUCCAAUCACAAGCCGAAUACGGCAGCAAUUUUUAGAAGAUCCGGCCACAUUCUUUGAAAUGAAGCACGGCAUGCAGACUGGGUGGGAUUCAUGCGUCCAAACCGUAUAUGUAGACUUGGGCAUAGGAACUCGCAUAGCUAUUUCACCAGAUGACAAGCUUCUUGCUUCCGCAUCACACAAUACUGUACAAAUUUGGAAUAUAGCAGGCCAUGUUUGCAUACAAACACUGGAAGGCCACACCGACCGGAUAACGUCGGUCAUGUUCUCAUCAGACAGUCAACAGUUAGCAUCAGCAGGAUACAAUGCCACAAUCAGGAUCUGGGACCUCGCCUCAACAUCUUCUCUUAUUUUGUAUGACGACGGCUAUGUAUUACGACAAUCUGUUACCUUCACCAAGGAUGGUAAAUUUCUCGUCUCGGGUUCUAAUGACGGCAACAUAAAGAUCUGGGACACUACGUCGGGCAAAUAUGUACAGAUUGGGUGA